AUGCCACUCACUCCUUCCAGUUCUCCUGGGUCUUCUCAGAAUCCUUUCAGUUCUCUUGGGGCUUCUCUGAAUCCUUUCAGUCCUCCUGGGGCUUCUCAGAAUCCUUUCAGUUCUCCUGGGGCUUCUUUGAAUACUUUCAGUACUCCUGGGGCUUCUCAGAAUCCUUUCAGUCCUCCUGGGGCGUCUCAGAAUUCUUUCAGUUCUCCUGGGGCUUCUCAGAAUCCUUUCAGUUCUCCUGGGGAUUCUCAGAAUCCUUUCAGUCCUCCUGGGGAUUCUCAGAAUCUUUUCAGUUCUCCUGGGGCUUCUCUGAAUCCUUUCAGUUCUCCUGGGGAUUCUCAGAAUCCUUUCAGUUCUCCUGGGGCUUCUUUGAAUACUUUCAGUACUCCUGGGGCUUCUCAGAAUCCUUUCACUCCUCCUGGGGCUUCUCAGAAUUCUUUCAGUCCUCCUGGGGCUUUUUAG
Molecule: messenger RNA, 459 nt
Organism: Macrobrachium nipponense
Lineage: Eukaryota; Metazoa; Arthropoda; Malacostraca; Decapoda; Palaemonidae
Exons: 1
Coding region: 1-459 (152 amino acids)
Source: RefSeq, a predicted model, not a curated record